Messenger RNA from Babesia bovis T2Bo, 5269 nucleotides. RefSeq names its product WD domain G-beta repeat family protein. Gene Ontology annotation, molecular function: protein binding. The coding region runs from base 361 to 5229 and encodes 1622 amino acids. The record is from RefSeq and is a predicted model, not a curated record. Gene Ontology annotation, cellular component: cytoplasm. Lineage: Eukaryota; Apicomplexa; Aconoidasida; Piroplasmida; Babesiidae. The transcript is spliced from 2 exons.
CGUUUUGACGCAUUUUAGGUUACACAUUGCUUGUCCGAAUUUGUUUUGUGAGUUGUGGUUUAUUUACCUACUUUUUUGGUUAGGUAUUAUUAAGUGUCUAACAAUGAGAUUCAACGUUUCCCCGUACAAAGACGACACUAUGACAACUGUAUUAUGUACCAUUAUGUAAAUAUAUGUUACGCAUUGUAUUAAAGCUAUGUGUAGAUAAUUAUGUUAAUUGCAUUUCAUUCUUGGUAUCGUGAAGCACCGGUGUUAAUGGAUCUUCCGUUAGGUGUGUUUCGUUCGGAUGUUACGUUUUGCUUUCAUAUUGGCAAUGUGUAAGUAUCGCAUAUUUAGGCUAAUGCUUGUUCGUCGUUACUGAUGGACCGCAAUUGUUUAAGCAUUGGCUUUGGGUUUUUCCCUUCUUCACGAUGGCAAUGCGAGAUAACUUGUUUUGAUUUGAAUCAUGACCGGUCUUUACUGGCUACGGGAAGUAGACAAGGCUUUGUUGCGUUGUGGAAGCUUCGCGACAGAUAUUGUGAUAAUGUUCGUGGCGUUGUCUCUAUGCAACGUCUGAAGGAGAGUUAUGACCACACGAGUGAUAUUUCUGUUGAGCCUUACUUUCUGUUUGUUGCUAGCAACAAUCCUAUCGCAAGUCCUGUUGCUCAGGUAGCCUUUGCUAGUGGAUCUCGUCCAAUUCAUUCUUUAAAAGGUGAUCGUUCUCGUUUAAAUGUUGCUUAUUGUGCUGUUGAGGAUGCGGAAGGAUCUUUGGUUUCACUUCACAAGGACAACAGUAUUGCCAUAUGGUCUUUAACUGACUGCCGUUGCUUACACAAGGUUAAGGGGCCUCCUUUUCCCAUUCAACGUUUGUGCGUGUUCCCUGAUGACCGCUUUAUUGCAUUGGUUGGGCGUAACAAAAUAAACGUGAUUGACCUUUGGCGAUUGAAAUUAAUCGCAACUUUUGAUUUGGAUGGUACAUGUAAAAUCGACAGUACAAUAUAUUCCGAUCGUCGUCGUGGAUCAUACCGGGAGCCUCCUACGACUGAUUUCACUAUAGACUGUGCUGAAACUAGCACGGUAAAUGUAAGUCCUUCUAUUUUUAGCACUACUACGGCAUCGGUUAAAAAACCAUGUCGUAUUUUGCGUGCUCAUUGUGGUUUAUCUCCUUUUACUGAUAAUUCUGAAUCUGACACCACUGUUGAUUUUCAUAGUCAUUCUGUUAGGGCAGAGGACAAUUCAGAAAGUGAUCAUAUUCCUUGUCCUCUUAUACUGGCUGCUUUAUUGGACAACAAUGAGGUUGUCAUUUGGGAUUUAACUAUUCCAAUAACUCAUUACAAGGCUAAGUACGGCGGUACUCAUGGCACUGUGACUGUUGUCACUGCUUGGGACCGGCACUUGAAGCUACAUUCUGAGGUUCCGCAACAUCCUGCUGACAUAUCACAGCAUGGUUUUUUCCAUCGCACAUUAUCGCCCACCGACGGUAUAUCAGGUAAAGAAACCUUUCCUAUGUUACGUGAUCGUAUACCUGACCUUCAAGAAUCUUUUGGUGACAUUUGCAUUGUUGACCGUUAUCUGUUUGUGAUGCUUGGCAUUUACAUUUUCGUUUGGUAUUAUCACCAUGACGGUGCUUUGGACCGUGUUGCUGAGAUUCUGAAUAUGGAUGUUGAUGACAGUUUGAGCGAUACUCCUUGGCAUGGUUUUUCUUGUGUACGCGUAUCAUGUAGCACUAUACUUUUAUUUGCAUGGACAAAAUCUGGCAGUGUAUCUAUUUUUCUUUUCCCCAGUGUUAGGGAUGCUAAAAAGCAAUUUCGUGUUUUAUCUACUGCGCAGUUACCAGGUUUCGGUGACAUUUUACAUUCGGAUGAAACUAUCCACGUAUAUAUUCGUAAAAGUCUUGAUCCUGGGUAUAGGUUAGACUUUGAUAGUGAGGGCCUUCAAUCCAUUGGCUUUUAUAUGUUUCGUCAGACUUUUGACGGUCUACUUAGCAUUGGUAUUCCUUCUAGGAGUGCUUGGUCAAAUGUUCCCACUUCUACGCUUAUCAAUUCGUGUUUCCCUUUACCCAAGAGUGGCACCCUCGUGUCAUCUAUGUUCUACAGCAAUGGCUAUCUUCAAAGGCUAGAUGUAUUAUCCUCUGGUUAUAUACGUUGCAUAGAUGCUAGCUCUGGAGACAUUCGGCGAUCUAUUUCGUUCCAAUUGGUAGACCUAUGUUUACGACGCAUCUUUACCGGUUAUCGUAUGAAGACUUUGGUAUUACCUGGUAAUAAGGUGCAAGAAUGGCUUUCUGAUAGCGUUUCUGGAGGCAUGCCAACUUGUCCUCGCUUACCUUAUGCAUUGCUUCACUGUCUUGGUUCCAGUUACGUUGUUAUUUGGGUACCUCCGUGUGAAUUACUGGUUUAUACGUUAUCUACUUUUACUUUGACGGUGGUUUUCCGCAACUUGAGUGUUGCUCCUAUACGUGCUAUAUAUGCUGUUUUUUCGAUCAACUGCCGCAGUUCAAAUGUAUCCGACACUGUGAUGUAUGAGAUUGACGACACUUUUGCAACUAUUGACCAUAAGGGCCAUCUCGUUAUUGUACAGUUAUCAUUGCUAUUGGAUGAUUUAUCUGUGGAGAGUUCACCCCCCGAUAUACACGAGAGAGAUAUUUAUUCUGAUACAGAAGGUAGCAGUGGUUCUUCCGGUCGUUUACCUACGGCAUCCCAAGUUGAGCAUUUCGUAUCUAAAUCAUCGUGCCUCCGUGGUAUCCAUCGUAUGCAAUUUUAUAUCGGUUUGUUAUCAUGCGAAAUAGAGCGUGUUGCAUUGAACUUAGACAAGGACCUUGUGUAUGUGUUAACAUACCACAGCAUCUUGUUGUGGCGUUUGCGAAGUGGUACUUUUUUGCGUGAGUUGCCCUAUUUGGAGACUUACAGGCGUGCUGUGAUAUCUGGUGAGUCUCCAACACCUACUGAUAGCAGUGCCUAUGGCAUAAGCACAAUUGCUGGUACUUUAAGUUCUCUCCUUACAACAGAUUGGCAGUCUACAGUUUCUAGUGUUACUUCUGAGUGCACUUACCAGCGUUAUUUGGAUCACUGUACACCACAUGAUUUGUUAUCUCCUUGUAUGUUUCAGGACAAGUACUUCAAGAAGCAGUUAACUUCGUGUUUGCACAUGUCAUUUUUGCGUAUGCACUUCUCGCCAUAUUCUGAUUCACCUAUAGGUUUGGACAUGCCACAUCGUGAUGCAUCGAGCAUAUUACAACCAGGUUAUAGCUUGAACAAGCCUAGUCGGCGUCGAUUGAGAUACAAAUCGCUUCAGUGGCGUUGUGUAAAUACCGAUGCUAUGGCUUUGAGGAUAAUUAGGCGUGCCCGUGUAAUAUUAUACCAUUCCAGAUUGGAUGGAGUACUAUCGGAUAUAUCACAUUGUAAGGGCCCUGCGACAAUAUCAUAUUCGAUCCCCGUGUUAAUAUUCCCUCUUCAGGAAAUUGCCUCUAAUUUACGGAGUAGCAGUGCCACACUUUUAUCAAAGUUAGCUGACGAUGCUACUUUCAUUUAUUUGGGUAUUCCAUCAGGCACCUUUUCAUUUCCUCUUGAUCGCUCUUCGGUUGCUGGUCGUACAUCUCGAUAUAUUAACGAUUCUCCUAUAGACCAUGGUCAUUAUUUCGUGGAUAACUACUUGACCAAAGAGAUCGCCCAUCCUUGGAUUCGUCGAAGUUUUACUUUUCCAUGUUUAUUUGAUGAUUCUAGGAUACAUUCUGAAUAUCGUUUAUCUUUGCGAUCCAAUAGUAAUGGUUACUUGUCUACUUGUAUGUUACUUCGUCAUUUUGUGACUAGGGUCCAUCUUCGUUCUAGUGUAUCAUCAUCCUGGUUACGUUUGAUAGACGUAUGGUUGCUCAUGCGUUUAUUGGUAUCUUGCACUUCGAAGGAGUCCUACGCCGAGUUAUCGAAUGAGUUGAUAUUGGCCCUGCGUUAUCUAUCUCCUGAGGAACUUCGUUUGCACGUAUGUCGAGCCUUUGUAGUACUUCGCACAUCUGCUUCAUCCAAUGGUAAUUGCGAUUCUGGUCCUUUGACCAUAUGCGUAUGCCGUUGUCAAGGUUCAACGUUUACGUUUGGUAAGCGUUGCGGCGUUUGUCUUCAAUCUUGUGUUACUGUUGUUCGUGCUGGCACAUCACCUGUUGAUCGUCCUGCAUCCUGGGAGGAGUCUGCUUCAAUGUUGCUGUUGGUUGUGGUUACUAUGGACCAGCGUUUAUCUGCUGUUUGUGACUUUGUUUUUGUUGAGAAUCACCUUCUUCCAUUUGCUGCUUAUAUUUUGCGGUUGAUGCUUCCUCACAUGCUGUCUUCUGAAGACACCGUUCGCAGUGUUGAUAAUGCCAACGAUCGUCGUGUGUUUAACAUGCGUUCUUACUGUGUGGAGAUGUUUGAUCGUGGUUUUGUAUCCGUUUGGACAUUUCAGUUAUUUGACCGUUCUAUGACUUUAUGUUCCACGUAUUCCAAGAGUCGCGUUCACGCUAUAGCUCGUGCCUUUUACAAAUCUGAUGUUGAGCGCACUCCCUCUACUCAGUUUGUUAUAGGUGCCUUAUCGCAAUAUCGUGCUAAUAGUAGUGCGCACUGGCUAUCUAUUUUACGUAAGUGUUUUUUGUUGGACACUUGUUUGAUGAUUCGUAUCGUUCGUUGGAUAGUGCGUGAGCGUCAUUUGGACAAGUGGUACAUUCAGACGUCUGUUAAGUUGAUUACUGAGUUUGUCAUUGAGGUUCGUGAGGAUGCUAUACGUCAUUUACCUGACGUUGUUGUGAUUGUCGUUCGUUGUCUCGAUCCUUCUGACAGUGGCGUCCGUUUGUUAAUGUUAAAACCUGCCACUUCUGCUUUAUUCCAUCUGGUGAAGAACUUCCCCAUGGUGGCUUUUUAUCAGAAUAGUCAGCGUUUUGCUGUGGGUUCUAUAACUGGUCAGGUUGUGAUUUAUGACUUGCGUACUGCUACCAAGUGUUUAACGUUGGGUGGUGACAUGGGUUCUGUGGCAUCGCUUGCUUUUAGUUCCACUGGUGACUACAUAGCUGCUUAUUACAUGGAGCCUCCAUGUUUGGUUAUUUGGAACUGUUCUUCAUCUGGGUUGCUUGGUAGUCUUCUUCACAGUAGUAAGAAGGAGCGUAAGAUCAUUAGGCUGAAGCCUGUGGAGCCGAGUCCGUCUACAACUGGUAUGGAUGUUAAAAUACAGUCGAAGUCCAACCGCGAAUGGUUUUUGCAUCGUGAGGACGGUCGUGGUUACAUGAUAUCGAUUUGAUUGUUUGAGGUCAGAUCUGUUGCGAACUUUGCGAAGAAUU